CCCAUGAUCUUGGUGUUUCUACUGUCACCAGAUAAGCUGGUUUUAAUGAAGUGCAUUCUGGGAUUUCCUUCAUUAUAAUGGAUACAUGCUGAUGAAACUUUUUAUAUUUAAUUUAAUAGCAAAAUUAGGACUGUGCCUAUGACGGUCAGCUCAGGAGGUUUUGUAAUAGAGCUAUAAUCUAUCAUUUCUGUCCCCUGUCCGCAUUCAAAAUGAUGUUCAUUACCUUGUCAUCGUUUAGCUUCAAGCUACAGUUCGCCAUCACCUCCGACUUCCCACACUCCCUUUCUGUGUGUGUCCUUUUAAUGUAGCAUAAGAGUAGAAAACCUGCGAACAGUUUCGCCAGCUCUCCGAACCUAAGUGUUGUUGUGGCGGAAGGGAUGGCGGGCGGCUCGGUUCCGCCUGCUUGCCUAGAGUCUGUCCCCAACUCCCCCAUUCACCACCAUGAGCUCAGGUCUAACAAUCUUCCACCCCCUCCAACCCCUCCACCUCAGGCCGACUCCACCUGGAGCCGUCGUAAGACUGAGGAUUCAACUGUAGCACCAAAAGAACAGCAACCACAAGAUAUAUUUUCACAGUAUUUCUCCUUUAAAAUUUUUCAAGACACUCAACUGAAGAGCAUGUGAAACUGCAGUUUUCAAUAACCCAUUCAUCUGUUCUUGAUAUCUCACUGUGAGUUUGUUAUUUUCCCUUUUGAUAUGGACAUUUACUUGAUUUAAAAUGAGAUGCACAUUCAUUUCAUAUAAUAUUCAUAAAUAUGUCUUUUCUGGAUGGACUAAAACUGUUGGAAUACCAAUGUCUUGCCAGUUUUGAAAUAAAUUGC
Sinocyclocheilus grahami is the source of this 820-nucleotide messenger RNA. RefSeq names its product protein FAM184A-like. NCBI's taxonomy places the organism in Eukaryota, Metazoa, Chordata, Actinopteri, Cypriniformes, Cyprinidae. Bases 378 to 623 code for a protein of 81 amino acids. The transcript is spliced from 2 exons. The record is from RefSeq and is a predicted model, not a curated record.